AUGAAAGAACAAGAAGAAAACAACGUAAUACUUAAUAUUUCAGAUAUUUCAAAAGAAAAUGAUGAAGAACCAAAUGAUGAAAUUAUGUUUUUUGACAUAAAUAAUAGUAUAAAUCAUCUUACAGGGAAAGAAUUUUAUUUUUAUUCAAAUAAUGAUGUAUAUAUUUAUAAACAAAAUAAUCCUCAUGAAUUUUUAAAAGACACGUCGUCCAUGAGGGUUGAGGAUGAAACAUGUUCUUCCCAACAAGAUAAUGAAAAUAAUGAUGAGAGUGAUAAAAAUGAAGAAAGUGAUGUAAUUGAUACAAGUGAUGUUAUUCAUACAAGUGAUGUGAUUAAUAAAAGUGAUGUGAUUAAUAAAAGUGAUGUUAUUCAUACAAGUAAUGUUAUUCAUACAAGUAAUGUUAUUCAUACAAAUAUUCAAAAUAAAUAUUGUAAACUUAAAGAUUAUAAACAUAAAUAUAAUAAUAAUUCUAUAAAUAACAUGAACAACGUAAAUAGUACCAGUGAUAAAGUGAAUAUAAGAAGCGUCGAGACAAAUAACUUCAAAAAUAAUAAACAUAUUAAUAAUAACCAUAAUAAUAAAAAUAAAAACUCAAAGAGUAUUCAUGAUACAUCUUUCUUUUCUGAUCAUUUCAAAAAUAACAACCAACUAGAAGAUAAAGUAAAAUUUGUUUUCUCACAAGAAUUAAAUAAAGUAAAUGAUAUUUUUAACGUUGAAGAGAUUAUGAAAAUUAUUAAUAAUUUAAAUUCUAUCAGAAUAGAAAUAGAAACAACCAUAUAUAAAAAAUUAGAAAAGAAAUAUAAAAAUUUUCUUCUUAAUACUAUUAAAAUUAAAGAAAUAGAUUCUGAUAUUACAAAUAUGAAAAAUCAUUUAUCUAAUAAUUUAAAUCAAAUAAAAUUGUUACAAGAACAAAAAUAUAAAGAGAAAUUACAUAUUAUAGAUUUAAUUUCUAAAAAAAAUAUAUAUAAACAAAUUAAUUUACUUUUAUUAAUUAUAUUUAUUAUAUCUAAUUACGAUAUUCUAAUUUUUAAAAAUAUUUUAAAAAAAAAUUUUGAAUUUUCAUCUAUUACUUUUUAUGAAUUAUAUCAAUUUAUUAAUGAUAACAAUAAAUUGUUACAACACAUUACAUCUGUAAAUAAUUUAAAAGAUAAAAUGUUCUCAAUUUAUUUUAAUAGAAUAAAAGAAAAUAAUGAAACAAAUUUUAUUCAGUUUUUAUUUUCAGAUGAUUCAAAAAAAAAAAAUCAAAUAAAUAUCAAUGAAUUCUUAACAACAUUAUUAAAAAUUUAUUAUUUACUCUUUAAAAUAAAACCAUUUAAUUUUAUAGAUAAUUCUUUAGUGUACAUGUAUCAAUUUUUUCAACAAAUAUCUAAACAAAUUGUUUUCUCAUGUUUUAUGAGAAAUAUGGAAAAUCAACAUGAAAAUAUUCAUCAUAAAAUAGGUGAACAUGCUUUAAUAAAAAAUCAAAUAAAUUCUAAAUAUAAAAAUAAAGUUAAUAACACUCUUGAUCAUUUUCAAAAAAUUAAUAAAAAAAAAAAUCACCACCAUCAAAAUUUAUAUAAUCCUCCUAAUGAUGAAAAUAAAAAUGUCGAUGUUUUAGACAAUCAAAAUGUCGAUGUUUUAGACAAACAAAAUGUAGAUGUUUUAGACAAUCAUAAUAUAUAUCAUAAUAUACAAGAUAAAUCUUUUUCUCAAAAUCAGGAUAAUCAUAAUAUAGGUCAAGUUCCAAAGGAUCAACAAAAUCUUUUAUCAUGCAAAACAGAAGAAUCUGAAGAAUUAAUAGAUAAAGAUGUAUCUAUAUGUGACAAAAAAAAUUUAACACAUAAUAUGAUAUACAUAAAAUAUGAUCAAAUUGAUGAAAAUAUAAAAAAAAAUAAAAAUAAUAAUAAUAAUAAUAAUAAUUCCAAUAAUAAUAAUAUAAGUGAAAGAAAUAUAUAUCAAAAUAAUCAAUCAACAAAUCAACCAAAUGAUGCAGAUAAUUUUUUGUUUAUUCCUUUAAACGAGCUGGUGCCUAAAUUAAAUGAUAGCAGCAGUUUAUUUUCACUCAUCAAAAUAUACGAAAUUUUAUUUGAUGUUUUCAAUAAAUAUGAUUAUAUAAUAAUAUAUCUAUUAAAUUAUUAUUUACAAAAAAAUGAUAUAUAUAAAUAUCAAACGCAGAACGAAGCAAAAUCUGAUCAUCUUCAAAAAACAAAUGUAACAUUAUAUAAUAAAAUAGAUCAAUAUAAUAAGGAUAAUGAGCAAAUAAUAAAUAUGUACACACAUAAACUUACAAAUGAAACUUAUCAAAAAAUAUCAACACAGAAAAGGUUAUUACCAAAUUAUAAUAGUAAUAAUGAAAAUAUAUCAAUAGACAAUAAUGGAACAAAUAAUUUGGAUGAAUGUAAUAAUUCAGAACUUUAUAAUAUCGAUAAUAAUCACUCUAACAUCUUUUAUAUACCAGAUACAUACAAUUCACAUUUAUUAACAUACUUCUUAAAAAAUGAUACAAUGAAUAUUAAUCAAACAUAUGAUCAAAAAUUUACAACUAUUAAAAAUAAAAUCGAAUCAUAUUUAAAAAAAAAAAGUAUAUCUUAUAUUCACUCACAAGAGUAUAUACAUUUUAUAUUACAAAAUGCAUUACAUUUAAUAUAUGUAAAAAAAAAAUUUUUAAAAAAUAUGGAAAAAGUAAUAAAAACUAUUAUUGAAAAUAUACAUUUUAAUAAUUUCAAUUUUAAUCAUAUAUGUUCAUAUAUUUUUUUGACCAUCAUAUAUUGUUUGCAUUCAUAUCUAUUCAAAUAUAAUUCUUCAAAUGAUCAAAUAUAUUAUUUAAAGGAAAUUCUAAAUAAAAAUAUAAAUAUAAAUUUAUAUGUCAAUCAGAAGGACAAUAUAAAUUUAUAUGUCAAUCAGAAGGAUAAUAUAAAUUUAUAUGUCAAUCAGAAGGACAAUAUAAAGGUCAAUGAAAAUAUAAAUACAGAUAUACAAACAAAUGAUUAUAAAAAUUAUUGUAAUUCUUUUUAUAACGAACAUAAGAAAGUUUAUUAUGAAGAAAAUAUAAGAACUUCCAUUUUUGAAGAUCAAAACUUAUUAAAGAACAUUUUACAAGAUUCUACUAUUUUUCUAGAAGUAGAAAAGAAAUUAAAAAGAAAUUAUUUUCCAACAUAUUAUUAUUUAAAUAUAAAAAUAUUAAAUGAUAUGAUUAAUAGAGAUCAUUGGAUACGUAUACCAAAUAAAAUAAAUAAUAAAAUAUUUAAUAACAAUUUUACUUUUAAUUUUAAUAAUGUAUUAACCUUUUAUAAAAAUGAAUUUCAUGAUUUUUUAAAUGUACCUUUUUCUCCUAACCCUUUGAAAAAUUUUAAUUUUAAAAAUAUAAGACAAUAUGUAUAUACUGAUGAACAUAUAAAAAAAAAAUGUGAUAAUAUAAAAAAUAUAAAUAUAACAAAUAAAAAUUUGGAUACAUCUAUUUGUGAUGAUAAAUAUCUAAAAAAGGAAGAUUUUUAUUCUUAUAAUAUAUCCUCUUCAAAAGAAGAUACAGAAAAAAUAUAUAUAUCUGAAACAUCUGAUUUCAAUAUUGUAAAUUUUCAGAGUAUUACUUCUAAUUCUAGUAAUUUAUUAACAUGUAUAAUACAAGAUUAUUUUAUUCUUCAAAAUUUAGUUCAUAAUUUAAAAGAAGAUAUAAAUAAAUAUAUAUUCAAAUGUAUUGAUAUGUAUAUAUAUAUUAUAUGUUAUUAUUUUAUGAAAAGAUCUAAUAUACAAGAAUUUUUGUUUAACGUGAAACAAAAUAAAGAUAAAUUAAAUAUAAAUAAUAUACUUUUUAUAAUAAAAAAACAAGAAAAAUAUACAGAAUUAUAUACAUUUUUACAAUACUAUAAUGAUGAAAUAAAAAAAAAUGAACAACAUUAUAAUUUCUUAUUUGUAAACACUAAUAUAAAUACAUCAUUCCAAUCAAAAAGUAAUAUGACACAUAAAGAUAAUAUUAUUAAUGAUAAAAAUUAUGUAUCUACAUAUCCUUUGAGUAACUGUUUUAAAAUAUUUAGUUUUACAUCUUUAUAUGCUCUUUCUGAAAAAAUUAUAUGCCUAGAAUCUCUUUUUUGUCUGUUAAUCAAUAUGAAAGAAGAAAUAAUAAAAAUGAAUGAAAAUGAAACGUAUAAGAACCAAGAUAAAAAUAAACAUAAUAAUAAUAAUAAUAAUAGUAAUAUGUAUGUGCAAAUGUGUGAACUACAAUAUAAUAAAAUAGAUACAUUCCAUACAGAUAAUAACGUUCAUAAUAACAUUGAUAAUAAUAAUAAUGUGUUAAAACAAAAUAAUCAUUGUAAUAAAGACACUAACGAUGUUGCAUACACAUUUAAAACAUUUCUUGAUAAAAAAUUAAAUAUGAUCAACGAAAUGCGUAUAUUAACUUACUGCGAUUCCUUAUAUAAUAUUAUUGACAGUGAAAAUUAUGUAAGUGAAAUACUAAAAAUCAUUAAUGAAGCUUAUAAUAAUAAUAAUAAUAUUAACAAUGUUGAAGAAUAUAAUAAGAAUAAAUAUAAAAAUAAUAAAAUAAACUUAUUUUCAAAUGAUGACGUGAAUAAGAAAACAGAAAAUUUAAAAAAAAAACUAGAUGAAUAUGUAAACCUAUAUAUAAAUAUUUUAAAUGAUAGUAAAAGAAAAUUAAUGUUUUGUUGUGAAGGUAUUUUAUCUAUUGUUAUUCAUUAUUUGUUAUGGAAUUUAAUAAAUUAUAUUUUUAAUAUAAACAAUAUUGAAAUCAUACAAAAUAUAAAAUCUGAUUUUUUUCCAGUUAAAGAAAGUCCCAACAGAAAUGAUAAUAAUAAUAAUAAUAAUAAUUAUCAUGAUAAUAUUUUUUUCAUGCCACCUAAAAAUCAUAGUCAUAACCAUUUACAUAAUAAUGAAGAAAAUAUUAAAUCAAAAGACAACAAUUUUUAUAAUCAUGAUAAUAAAAACUUAAUAUCCAUUUUAAGUUAUCAAUUUAACAAAAUAUCUAAUUGUAUUAAAAAAAAUAUUAUAAAUCUAGAAAAUGAAAUAGAUGAACAAAUAAAUAAUAAUAUAAAUAUACAUAAUUCUAUAUAUUAUAAGUUUUAUAAAGAUUUAAAAAAUUCAGAAAAUCCAAUGUAUCAAUAUUAUUAUAUUUAUCUAUCUAAAGGAAUCACAUAUUUUGAUCAAUAUAUAGAUUUACAUUUUUAUAAUUUAGAUAAACUAGAUAACUUUCUAAAAAAUUAUAACUCAGAUAUUUAUCAAUAUAAACAUAUACAAUCUAUUAUUUCUAAAUAUAAUACAUACAAAAA
Molecule: messenger RNA, 5258 nt
Organism: Plasmodium gaboni
Lineage: Eukaryota; Apicomplexa; Aconoidasida; Haemosporida; Plasmodiidae
Exons: 1
Source: RefSeq, a predicted model, not a curated record